GUUUAAAUUAAGGGUGCUGCACUUCCAUUGGUUAAAAAUGCCUCGAAGGCGGGGUUUCCUGGUGUUGACCAAUAGAAAGGCUGAUUCCCCUUAGUCGCAUGUUCUUCCCCACCCCUCACCAACACGUAGGCGUCGAAGGGCGUGUCCAGGCAACGAAUGCGCCGCAGAGCCCCGGCUCACGAUGUCCAAUGAGGACGGAGGAACCGUGCCUGGGGCGGGGCCCGGUGCGUGUUCGAAACGGAGGCGCGGCUGCGGGAAAAUGGCGGCUCGGCCGCGGCGGCAUCGCUCGCGCUAUGCAGUGUUGCCGCGGGGUGACUUUUGCGAUAGCGCUAAGAAGGCGAUUGAUGAACCUUCUUUAACGACUUCCAUGGAGUGGGACACGCAGGUGGUGAAGGGGUCCUCGCCGCUCGGCCCUGUAGGGCUGGGGGCGGAGGAGCUGCCAUCCAGCCCGCGGUUGCCGUCGUGGCUGCAGCCCGAGAGGUGCGCCGUGUUCCAGUGCGCUCAGUGCCACGCCGUGCUGGCUGACACGGUGCACCUCGCCUGGGACCUGUCGCGGUCCCUAGGGGCCGUGGUCUUCUCCAGAGUCACAAAUAACGUGGUUUUGGAAGCUCCCUUCCUAGUUGGCAUUGAAGGUGUGCUCGAAGGCAGCACUUAUAACCUUUUAUUCUGUAGCUCCUGUGGGAUUCCCAUUGGUUUCCAUCUGUAUUCUACCCAUGCUGCCCUAGCUGCCUUGAGAGGUCACUUCUGCCUUUCCAGUGACAAAAUGCUGUGCUAUCUCUUAAAAACAAAAGCCAUAGUAAAUGCAUCUGAGAUGGAUAUCUACAACGUACCACUACCAGAAAAGGUUGCAGAGCUAAAAGAGAAGAUAAUGUUGACGCAUACUCGCUUAAAUUCACUGAUGAAAAUUCUGAAGGAAGUGACUCUAAACCAGUCCAAGCCAGAAAAUUGAUCCAACCAAAGCUUGUUAUCAGGGUCAGGCUUUACUGCUGUCUUCAACAACAGGUGCUUUUUGAUCAUUUCUCAAGAAAGAUCGACUUAAAGAAUG
Messenger RNA from Ceratotherium simum simum (southern white rhinoceros), 1045 nucleotides. It is a transcript of the gene OIP5, whose product is annotated as Opa interacting protein 5. Gene Ontology annotation, biological process: CENP-A containing chromatin assembly; chromosome segregation. The record is from RefSeq and is a predicted model, not a curated record. Lineage: Eukaryota; Metazoa; Chordata; Mammalia; Perissodactyla; Rhinocerotidae. Gene Ontology annotation, cellular component: chromatin; nucleus; chromosome, centromeric region.